This is a messenger RNA of Leptidea sinapis, 1259 nucleotides long. It is a transcript of the gene mRpS31, whose product is annotated as 28S ribosomal protein S31, mitochondrial. Lineage: Eukaryota; Metazoa; Arthropoda; Insecta; Lepidoptera; Pieridae. Gene Ontology annotation, molecular function: structural constituent of ribosome. Bases 181 to 1218 code for a protein of 345 amino acids. The record is from RefSeq and is a predicted model, not a curated record. The transcript has 6 exons. Gene Ontology annotation, cellular component: mitochondrial small ribosomal subunit.
UACUGUCAGUGUUCUGUGGUCUGGUCCAAUUUCGUAAAUAAUAAAAUAAAUAAAUAAAAGGUUAUAUCUUCAAAACAUAAAUAUAUUUAAUUUAAUACAUUCAUACACCUAGCCUAUUAGGAAAUACUUCUUUCACUAAUCAAUAAAUUUUAAUAUUAUUAAGUUAUAAACUAUAAAAUUAUGCUGACCAGGCUAAGAUUUAGACAUGAAAUUAGGUUGGCAGUUCGAUGUUUGUCAGAUAAACCACCAGAAAACGACGGCAAAAUUCCAGAAGUUAAAAUAAAAUCCAAGGAGAAGAAUGAUGAUACAAGUACCGAUAAAAUCCAAUCCCUUUUAAAAAGUAUGAUGAUUGAACCUAAAUUAUCUCAAAAGGAGUAUGCUGAAAAAUUCACUCUUGCUCCAGAAAGGAAGAAGAGAGAACCAGGCGAGCUUGAAGUUAAAACUGAGAAAAUUGAAGCAAGUAUUACAAGAGCUGCUAGUGAUGUAGCUCAAGCCCUCGGAGGUGAUGUCAAGCAGACUGAAGCUGAGCUGCUGUCCAGAAUUCUUGGAAAAAUCAACCAGACAUCGACAAGUUUAAGUGAUUUAUUAGUUGGCAUGAAAGUGGAGAGAUCAAAGGAAGGAGAGGAAAUGAAAGAAACUCGAGGACAACAAGUGAAGAGACUUGUGAGGUCUGCUCCAAAAACACAGAAACCCAGGCAAUACCAGAGGAAACCAGAAAGAGAACCAGUAUCAAAGAGAAGUUUCUCAGAACCAAUUACUAUUAAUAUAUUUGGUGGACAGCCCCUUGGUAUAUUCAAGGCAGGUGAUACAAACUAUGGCACUACACUGGAAGUCUGGGAUCAACUCAGUCAGAGAGAGUUGACACUGGCUACUUCUCAGCCGCCAGCUAACUACUUCCAGAAGAUGAUUCAAUGGACAGAACAAGGAAAAGUGUGGAAGUUUCCCAUCAAUAAUGAACAAGGUAUGGAAGAAGAAGAAAACAUUCAUUUCUCAGAGCAUGUAUUCUUGGACUCGCAUCUAGAAGACUGGUGUCCAACCCGAGGGCCCAUCAGACAUUUCAUGGAGCUGGUCUGUGUGGGUCUUUCUAAAAAUGCGUUUUAUACGAUACAAGAGAAAAGAGAUCAUAUAAUGUGGUACAAGGAGUACUUUAUGUCGAAGAAGGAUUUGUUGAGUGAGGUCGGGGUGUGGGAUGUUAAACCUACCACUGUUAGUAAUUAGAUUAUUGUAAAGAGUUAUAGAUAAUAAAUAGUGAGUUGUAA